AUGGCUUGGUUUUUAUGUCAAUGGUUCGAAGCAAUUCUAGCCAAACUGGCAAUAAUGCCCUAUCAAACAGGAUUGAUCCAAGUUGGAGACCCAUCAAGAGCUUAUUUUUGCUGGUGGACGAGAGAAAGAUCAGAAAUGUUGAUAGUAAAAGAUAAGAAUGAGAUCUGGGCACUGUAUAUUUCAAGUUGCUUCCUUUGGCAUUAUAUUUAUUCUGCAAUGUUUGCCCCGAUUAUUGUUGGAGUUGAGAGACUGUGUGCUACUUACUAUAUUCAAGAUUAUGAAAAUAUCCGAAGACGUCAUAUCCCAAUUCUCUUGAUCCUAGUCACCAAUAUAAUCACAAUUCCCUAUGCUUACUUCGUUAUCAACAAUCAAAUUCCAUUCUUGGUCGCUUACGCACAAUGUGUCUUGAACGCUUCUAUUGUGUUUUUUGGAUAUCUAAUCAGUUGGAAAAUAAAUGUAAUUUGGAGAAAUCGAAUGGAUGCGGAACGAAUUGAGGAUCACAGUAGAUAUUCCUUAGCAAGGAAAUUUCAAGUUGGGGAGAAUAUUCGAUACCUUUUGCUCGCCAGAAGACUAGUUAUUGCAGUCGUUAUCUAUUUAUCCAUCUCUUUGAUAAUUUUGGCGUUUCUAGUUUUUGGAGCUGUUCAAGGAUACGAUAUACUAUUUGUAUACGUUCUGGAUAACGUGAUACUAUCAGCUGCUCUAGUUGUAUCCUUUACAUGGAUCUUUUGCUCAUCUUCAUGGAAAGAAGCAUUUCUGAAAGGGAUUCCGUGUCUUCGUCGAUUCAGAAAACGUUCGGUCACUCGACCCAGAUUCACACCAAAUCUAUCGGAAGUUCCAGAAGGAGAAGUCUAUUUUAUACAGUUGAAAAAUGCAUGGGUUUGA
Caenorhabditis remanei is the source of this 882-nucleotide messenger RNA. RefSeq lists its product as uncharacterized. The transcript has 4 exons. Gene Ontology annotation, biological process: sensory perception of chemical stimulus. Lineage: Eukaryota; Metazoa; Nematoda; Chromadorea; Rhabditida; Rhabditidae. The record is from RefSeq and is a predicted model, not a curated record. The coding region runs from base 1 to 882 and encodes 293 amino acids. Gene Ontology annotation, cellular component: membrane.